Messenger RNA from Morchella importuna, 978 nucleotides. RefSeq lists its product as uncharacterized. Lineage: Eukaryota; Fungi; Ascomycota; Pezizomycetes; Pezizales; Morchellaceae. The transcript is spliced from 2 exons. The record is from RefSeq and is a predicted model, not a curated record. The coding region runs from base 1 to 978 and encodes 325 amino acids.
AUGAAAUCGUCUUGCCAUUUUUGCAGCAAGCGGUACAGCUCCUCCGCGAACUUCGAUAAACAUCUUCGAACCACACAUCCAUUUGAAGCAGAUGAAUGGCUGGGAAACCAAUUUUUACGCCUGAAGCGCGAUCAAGAGGCACCCGAUGACACUCAUGAUAGCCCGGAAGGCAUUCACGAUUCCUAUUCAGAUCCCCAUAAUGACUCGGAUAGUUUGGAGAGCAACAGUAUCAAUUAUCAUGACCAAGAUCCCGAUAAUAAUUCAGAUCUGGAAUCCGAUUCAUAUUUUAUGAUGGAAGAGACAGAUGGAGAUGCAAAUAGGCAUAAGGCAGCGACAACGAUUUAUGAGGGUGCUGGGGAGCGUCUCUACUGCUCGGAGGACUACGACGAAUGCUCACAAAACCUUCUCCGAUACCCGUGGCACCCAUUCAACUCAGCAUACGAGUUUAGAAUGGCACGUUAUUUCAUACUGUCGAAAGCCUCACAAGGAAAUAUCGACAGUUUCCUUCUACACGCUCCGUCAAGCAGUGUCGAAUCCUCCUACAGGACUGGGCGAGGUUUUAUAAAGAGGUUGGACGAAAUGAAUGACAAAUUGGGAAAGGCGAGCUGGCAUCAUUCGGAGGUGGAUAUUGGGGGAGAGAAAAUCCCUUACUAUUACCGGGAUCCAAUGAAUACCUUACCGGAGGGGUCGACUGUGGUACCAAUUAUAUGGGCGUCAGAUGGCACACCUUUGACAAAUUUUAGUGGGGACAAGAAAGCCUGGCUAAUGUAUCUUACCAUCGGGAACAUCAAGUCAUCGGUCCGGAGCAAACCCACCGGGCAUUCGUUAAUUCUCCUAGGGCUACUACCAGUCCCACCUAAGCUCGGGAAGAACUCACUCGCUAAUUCCGCUUUACGACGUCAGAGUCAAAUGGCGCUGCAUCGCCCCUUGGGGAGAUCUUUCAGAGCAUUCGGGAGUGCUCUCAGGAAGGGGAGCUAA